CUGACUGAAAUAAAAAAUGAGCAUUGAGUGGGCUGAAGAUGACGGUCUUCCUUCUGGGGUAGUUCGAGUGGACUGUGAAGGACCAGAAGAUGGUAAAACCUAUGUCAUGUACCAUGGCACAAAAAGGGCAAAUGUUUCAUCGAUCCAGAAGUCAGGUUUUCAUCAGUCUUCAGGCGGGAUGCUCGGUCAGGGCGUUUACCUCAGCAGAGACCUGGAGAAAGCGAGUCGCUAUCCCAUCGAUCACCCUGAGCAUGACAGAGUUGUCAUUAGGGUUAGGGUCAACGUGGGAAAGGUUAAACGCAUAGAUCGUCAGAACCACCCACUUCAGAAGACCUGGCAUGACCACGGAUACGACACCGCCUGGGUGCCGCCCAAGUGUGGGAUGGUGUCGAGCGGCCUGGAGGAGAAUUGUGUCUGGGAUCCCAAGCGAAUCACAAUCCUUGAGACCAUCAAACCAAAACCUCAAAGUGUGGUUCGAAUGGACCGUGAAGGACCAAGAGACGGUAGAACCUACGUCAUGUACCACGGCACCACCAGUGCGAACGCUCAAUUGAUCUUGGCUUCAGGUUUUCGCCAGUCUUCGGCUGGGAUGCUCGGUCCAGGGGUCUACCUCAGCAGAGACCUUGAUAAAGCGAGUCGCUAUCCCAUCGAUCAUCCUGAGGAUGACAAGGUUGUCAUUAAGGUUAGGGUCAACGUGGGAAAAGUGAAGGCCAUCAAUCGUCGGAACCACCCACUUCAGAAGACCUGGCAUGACCACGGAUACGACACCGCCUGGGUGCCGCCCAACUGUGGGAUGGUGUCGAGCGGCCUGGAGGAGAAUUGUGUCUGGGACCCGAAUCGAAUCUCAAUCAUUGGCACCAUUGAACCAAAACCUGUCCAUGGCGAGGAGGUCUGUUUGUGGUAUUUCCUCCUGAAAAAGAAGCAGAGUGAGGCACAGACUCCAUUUUUGGACCAGCCUGCAGAGAGAGACAAUCACACUAACAUCCGAAUCAGAAAAAUGUACUUCCAGUGGGCUGAAGAUGACUUCCUGCCUCCAGGGGUAAUCCGACUGGAUUGUGAAGGGCCAAGAGACGGUAGAACCUACGUCAUGUACCACGGUACCACCAGUGCGAAUGCUAAAAGAAUCCUGAUGACGGGUUUUGGCCAGUCUUAUGAUGGGAUGCUCGGUCCGGGGGUCUACCUCAGCAGAGACCUGGAGAAAGCAAGUCGCUAUCCCAUUGGUCACCCUGAGUAUGACAGAGUUGUCAUUAAAGUUAAGGUCAACGUGGGACGGGUGAUCGUCAUCAACUAUCAGAACCACCCACUUCAGAAGACCUGGCAAUACAGUGGCUACGACACCGCCUGGGUGCCACCCAACUGUGGGAUGGUGAAGAGCGGCCUGGAGGAGAAUUGUGUCUGGGACCCGAAUCGAAUCUCGAUCAUCGGCACCAUCAAACCAAAACCUGUCCAGGGCGCUGGAGGCAGCGCAUGGGGCUAUAGGUAAACUCAGGAGCAGGUUCUGAUUAUUUUGUACGUUCAAAUGUAUUUUUAUAUAUUUGGAUAAAAUAAAUGACGUGUUCUUCUGUAACCGUGUGACUGUAACCGAAGAAUAAACGUGUCAUUAAACUGA
Messenger RNA from Maylandia zebra (zebra mbuna), 1609 nucleotides. NCBI's taxonomy places the organism in Eukaryota, Metazoa, Chordata, Actinopteri, Cichliformes, Cichlidae. The record is from RefSeq and is a predicted model, not a curated record.